Molecule: messenger RNA, 1491 nt
Organism: Vespa velutina
Lineage: Eukaryota; Metazoa; Arthropoda; Insecta; Hymenoptera; Vespidae
Gene: Ppt2
Product: lysosomal thioesterase PPT2 homolog
Exons: 4
Coding region: 54-926 (290 amino acids)
Cellular component (GO): lysosome
Molecular function (GO): thiolester hydrolase activity; palmitoyl hydrolase activity
Source: RefSeq, a predicted model, not a curated record
UUCAAAAGGUACAUUCUCAUUCGCUUGGGAAGUAUCAUUUAAUAUAUUAAAACAUGGCGAUUGUACGAUAUCUCUGGUCCUUGAAUAUUUUCCUAUCAACGCUAAUAUUAUGCGGCAAUGGUGCUAAAUCCUAUCACGCCGUGGUAGUAAUCCAUGGGGUACUUACAGGUAGUGAUAGCAUGGAGCUUAUCAGUAACAGAAUAGAAGAGAUGCAUCCUGGAAGUCAGGUUUAUAAUACCGUUAGGUAUGCUGGUUGGGAAAGCUUACAACCUAUGUGGCGUCAAGUAGAGGAAAUAGGAAUGGAUGUUAUAUCUAUAGGUGCAGCUUUUCCCGAAGGAAUAAAUUUGAUAGGCUAUAGUCAGGGAGGUUUACUUGCCAGAGCCAUUUUACAAAGAUUCCCUGAACAUAAUGUAAGGAAUUUUAUUUCCUUAAGUUCGCCUCAAGCAGGACAGUACGGAACCCGUUUCCUGCAUUUGUUCUUUCCAAAUUUGGUAUGCGAAACGGCCUAUGAAUUGUUCUAUUCCAAAGUUGGACAACUCACAAGCGUUGGAAAUUAUUGGAAUGAUCCGCACCAUCAGGAGUUAUACUUUAAGUACAGUAAAUUUUUACCAUACGUGAAUAAUGAGAAAGCCAAUAAAACAGUCUUCAAAUCGGGCCUUGCAAAAUUAAACCGUAUGAUACUGAUCGGUGGUCCUGACGAUGGUGUCAUUAGUCCGUGGCAAAGCAGUCAAUUUGGAUACUACGAUAAGAAUGAAACGGUUUUAGAAUUGCGCGAUAGAUCUAUUUAUCAGGACGAUCUCAUUGGUCUGAAAAUUCUAGAUGAACAGGGAAAAUUGGAUAUUAUUACUGUGCCAGGAGUACCUCAUUACGGAUGGCACAAAAAUAUAUCAAUAGUAGAUGAAUUUCUGUUGCCAUAUUUAGAUUAAAGAAAAUGAUCUCGAAUGAAGUUGAAUUAAUAAACGAUGAUUUAUAUAAUCAAUUAUAUUGUUAUAGCUAGUAAAUAAUAAGCUAUCAAAUCAUUCAUAUGAUAUAUAUUUUCCAAAGAACUAAUUAAACUUUUUUAAGUUUAUAUUUAUCAAUAUCGAAGUAAAGCGAUCCUGUAUAGGAAACUGAUCUAAGAUAAUUUACAAUUAUCUUUAAGUAAAUGGUGCAAUGCAUUUCACCGCGACUGAUGUUCAUGCGUAAUAUAUACGUACGUGCGUGCACACAUGCACGCACGCACACACACACACACACACACACACACACACACACACACACACACAUCGUGCACAUUUAUACAAUGUUUUAUUACAAUACAAAUAAAAGCUCCUACUUUUUAUAUAUUUCUGCCAUAUUAUAAAAGGUAAUGAUCAAAAUAGAAGAUAUAAGUUUAUGAUAUCUCAAACAAUUUGUUGUUAAAGCUUUCUUUUUUAUAUAUAUAUACGGAACUUUGAUAAAUAUGUUUAUGUACAAAGCUAUGAAAUAAUAAAAGUUUAUGAUUAUUGGUAA